Molecule: messenger RNA, 1131 nt
Organism: Fusarium mangiferae
Lineage: Eukaryota; Fungi; Ascomycota; Sordariomycetes; Hypocreales; Nectriaceae
Exons: 5
Coding region: 1-1131 (376 amino acids)
Source: RefSeq, a predicted model, not a curated record
AUGGCGCCAAAUCCCGAUGUCACUACGAGAGCGCAGCAGGUUUUAGAGGCGUGGAGUCAGGGUUUCAAUGUCGGGGCGGUGAUUAUUCUGCUUCUGUUGGUUUUGUGCAAUUAUCGCAAGAAUACGCUUUUGCAUAAGCUUAUUCUCGGUGAGCUUCUUCUUGCACUUGGACAUGGGUUCUUUUGCUUCUUCGAUAAACCUGAAUAUGGAUGGGUCCUCAGCAGCACGGCAACUCUAUUAUAUAUCUCAUAUUUCAUCCAUAACCUCAUCGCAUGGCUCAAAAUCCGCCCAUUCCUCCCAAAAUGGGGAGCACGUGUCUUCAUCAUCUCACUUCUCAUCGUCCAACCCUACUGGGUUCUCGAAACAUGGGCCAACUUUCAAUAUCACAACCAUCUCGGUAGCAAAAUGUUCAACACAUCACGACUUCUCGAACCACUCUUCAGAGACCCCUGGUGGGUAUUUACAACUAUCAAACUGGUUCUGGCCAUCAACGAGAACUACGAGUUUACGAUCCCGGGUCUUAUUCGAACAAGCCCACGAUUUGGAAUCAUGUUGUUCUCUUUGUUCUUGUCCAUCGUGUUUUUGAUCACUGAUGUCAUUUUCAUGGUUGCCGUGUCGAAAAGAGGGGGGAUCAAUCCGUUUUGGAGGCUCGCAUUGGUUUUCAAAUGUGCUUCUGAUGUCAUUUUCCUGGAUGAUUUCAAGAGCGUCCUUGACAGGAUCUCAGAAUCAGCUAUGCGAAAGAUCACAACGUUCGAAUAUCGAGAUCACGCAUCACCGUCCAUUAACCACCAUGCCUCUGUUGAUUUUGCCUCGCCCAACUUCCAACCAAAAAGCUCGAGAUUCCAUUCGUCUUCCAGAGCGGAAAUGGGCUCUAUUCUUCAUCCAGUCGGAUCUCGAGAUGACGGACAUUAUGAAUUUGCUUCAAACUAUAGUCAGGCUUCUGUGGAGGACGGUGCUACACGGCCAUGGCUUGAAGACGAUACAAGACGUUCUAGCUCCCAUUCGCCGAGACGGAGAGGGGAGUCCCAGGAUAACAUGAUCACGAUCCAAGAGGAUGAUAGGACCGACGAAGUGGGGGAUAUCCCGAUGGAGCCAGUCAGGGCGCGGACAAGGAAUGAUGAAGCACGUUAA